Scomber scombrus (Atlantic mackerel) is the source of this 810-nucleotide messenger RNA. RefSeq lists its product as uncharacterized. The transcript is spliced from 5 exons. The coding region runs from base 1 to 810 and encodes 269 amino acids. The record is from RefSeq and is a predicted model, not a curated record. Lineage: Eukaryota; Metazoa; Chordata; Actinopteri; Scombriformes; Scombridae.
AUGUCGCACCCACUGUUGCUGCUGCUGCUGGUCUGCAGCUCCCAGGCUUCUCAUUUUUAUGGGACAGUGAUGACCUACUAUCCAAAAAACACUAAUGCAGAUGGAUCUGUCACGGUGGUUAUACGCUAUAAGCUGAACUUCCAUAAUUGCGGAUUUAACAGUUGGACAUGCCUCAGUGGGAAUUGUGGAAGUGAGACCAGUGUGCAAGGCACGGUUGACGAGGAGAGUAGUAUAUGGUGUCAGACAGAGAUAAUCUCAACUCGGCGGGUUCCCAGCAAUGCUCCUUUUGGGCUAGUGUUCAAUGGCGGUAACUGGAUAAGGAACACUCACAAUAACAUUGUAAGUUGGAGAGCCGUGACUCUGGUGGAACUGAGGAACCGAUCAGAUACCGGCCAAGCCAACACAUCACCACAGACUACCAUUCUGCCUGCUGUGAGAGUUCCUUCAAACUGUCAGAGAGAUUUCAACCUUUUGGCAUUUGACCCUGAUGGAGAUGAAGUUAGAUGCAGAUAUGGAAAUGACACAAGCCCAUUAAACGAGUGUAACCCCUGCACACCACCAUCUGUUCUCAGCCUCUCAUCAUCUUGUACUCUGUCAUUCAGCCCCACCAUUAGCAGCAAUGAAGGUCCAUACGUUGUGCAGCUGGUGAUGGAGGACUUUCCCAGACAGACAAUCAACCUGACUCAAACUAGUGGAUCGCAGGAGGUGAAAACCACCUUUGAUGCUAUCAGCAAAAUACCUGUCCAGUUUGCAUUAAGGGGUAAGAUAUGUUUUGAUAGCCUGAAUUUAUGGCUGAUCUUCACUGAGUAA